Polyodon spathula (Mississippi paddlefish) is the source of this 1681-nucleotide messenger RNA. Its product is annotated as ADP-ribosyl cyclase/cyclic ADP-ribose hydrolase 1-like. Gene Ontology annotation, cellular component: plasma membrane. The record is from RefSeq and is a predicted model, not a curated record. The transcript has 7 exons. Gene Ontology annotation, molecular function: NAD+ nucleosidase activity; phosphorus-oxygen lyase activity. Gene Ontology annotation, biological process: positive regulation of B cell proliferation. The coding region runs from base 210 to 680 and encodes 156 amino acids. NCBI's taxonomy places the organism in Eukaryota, Metazoa, Chordata, Actinopteri, Acipenseriformes, Polyodontidae.
ACAAUUUUUCUUUACGUAGCAACAACUGUGACGCAAUCUGGGAGAGAUUCCAGAAUUCAUUCCUUGGAAAGGACCCAUGCAAAGUCAAUGAGAAAGACUAUGACCUGCUUAUCACAACAGUGCAGCAGGAUAUACCUUGUAGUAAGUCCCUGUUCUGGAGCAAGACAAGUCAGAUAGCUCACACCUUCACUGAUGCUACAAAGUGUUCCAUGACUUUGGAAGACACUCUUCUUGGGCACAUGAUGGAUGGUCUGAAGUGGUGUGGCCAACAGCACAGUAAAGAAUUUAAUUAUAAUUCCUGUCCAGAAUGGAAUGAAUGUGAAUUUAAUCCAGUCAAGUCAUUUUGGAGAAGGGCAUCGGCAAAUUUUGCCGAAUUAGCUUGUGGCAAUGUCAUGGUGAUGUUAAAUGGAUCCUUGGACAGUCCUUUCAAUAAACAAAGCAUUUUUGGAAGUGUUGAGAUCGAGAACUUUGAUCCAAAGAAGAUUAGCUACGUCAGGAUAUGGAUGAUUGACAGCCUAAAAGACAGGGCCUCAUGUGACAGCAAUUCAUUAAAAGACUUGGGCACAAUCUUGAAUAACCGCGGCUUGAAGUUUGAUUGUAAGGACAUUGACAAGUCUGAGAUUCUACAGUGUAUUAAAGACCCCAGCUCUCAAUCCUGCAAUUGUGGCAACUGGAACUAAUUAAGUAACUAUGUAUUGCUGAUUUUCAAGUUUAUUUUUUUACUUUUACUGUUGUUAUUAUUAGGUUUCUUUUAUUUUUUAUAUUUUUUUUAAAUAGCGCUUUGCAGAACACUAAUGUGUGUAAUGAUUUGUGACAAUCAUGUUUUUGGAAUGUCUGUAUUGUUUAAUAAAGCCAGCCAUUUAGCUUUUUAUGUAACAAUUAAUCUUGUUUUUCACCUACAUGUUCUGUAUCAAAUGUAACAGGAAAAAAAACUUUUGUAUGGUUUCUAACUGACUUGUUCUGAACCUCAUAUCCACCUACUUGUGUUUGGGAAGAGAAAGCAAAAAGUAAAUGAGUAUGCUGAUCAACUAGCAGGGUGAAGUAAGUGCUUGAUGUCACUGCCCCAUGCUGCUAUGAGUGGAAUGCAAUAGGGAGUGCAGUGGUCUUGUGGCCUGUAAUAAACAGAACUGCUAGGAAUCAAUUUCCUAUUAAAUAAUGUACGAGGACAAAUACAUAUUUUCUAUGUUGAGAGUUUUGAGAACCUGCAAUUGAGUUUUUGUUUAUUUUGUAGUGUAUUUUCAAUCUGUGCUACUGUGGAGUUGGAUUUUAAAUCAUCUAAGAAAGCAACAAGGAGUGACCAAUGUAAAUGUUUAUCCAAAUAGAUACAUCUUUAGCUUUUGGGAGGCUGUUGAAGUGUGUCCACUUUGUCAAAGCAUUAAGUAUUGUUGUUUAAAAAUAAAAAUAUUCUCAGACUUUUUUUUUUUAGAAUUGGAUUUCUGUUUGACUUUUUUUUUUUUUACUUUAAGAAAAAAUCAUCAUAAUCGUAAUUGAGUGCACAAUUAUUUUUACAUAUGAUUUUUACCACAAUUACCCACAACAGCUCAGGAGAACUGAAGGUCAGUGGGCAUCUUCCGAUACCACUACCAAGCCAGUCGCCUAUUUACACCCAGGAACACGUGAGUGGAUGUGUCCAAGCUACCAGCCUCUGGAGGACAAAGGCCAACACUGCAGGUGUUCUCUU